This is a messenger RNA of Cyphomyrmex costatus, 2286 nucleotides long. It is a transcript of the gene Gnptab, whose product is annotated as N-acetylglucosamine-1-phosphate transferase subunits alpha and beta. The record is from RefSeq and is a predicted model, not a curated record. Gene Ontology annotation, biological process: carbohydrate phosphorylation; N-glycan processing to lysosome. Gene Ontology annotation, cellular component: Golgi apparatus. Gene Ontology annotation, molecular function: UDP-N-acetylglucosamine-lysosomal-enzyme N-acetylglucosaminephosphotransferase activity. NCBI's taxonomy places the organism in Eukaryota, Metazoa, Arthropoda, Insecta, Hymenoptera, Formicidae. The transcript has 7 exons. The coding region runs from base 52 to 2286 and encodes 744 amino acids.
AAUCAAAAGAAGAAGAAGAAACAAUUUUCUCUGUUGAAUGCAACUUAAGUGAUGCUAAUUGCAUCUAACGUCUUUAUCAAUAUAAUGAGCACAUGGAAGUUGAUACAGCGACGGUGUUACGAUUUGCUUUCGUAUAAGUAUUCAUUGCUCGUGGUAUUGAUAGCGUUUACUUGUAUAUUCAUCGGCAUAGUACAUUUUGGAGAGGUAUGGUUAAUAUGGAGCAAGGAAAAAUAUGAAGCGGUUUUUCAUUCUUUUAAUGAUAAUAUUUUGGGAAAAUCUUUCCAAAACAAAUUGUGUCAACACGUUCCUAUAGAUGUAGUGUACACAUGGGUAAAUGGAUCUGAUCCAAUGUUUUUAGAAAGCCUUCAAAAGCAUGUUUCAAUUAUGGAUCUUAGUGCCGUAGCUUCAAGAUUCAGUGAUAAAGACGAAUUGCGUUAUUCAUUACGAUCGUUAGAGAUGUAUGCACCCUGGGUGAGACAUGUUUACAUUGUUACCAACGGUCAAAUACCAAGUUGGCUUGAUAUGGAUAAUCCUCGGGUGACUCUAGUCACUCACGAAGAUAUUUUUCUGAAUAAAAGUGAUUUGCCAACUUUUUCUAGUCCUGCUAUUGAAAGUCAUAUUCAUAGGAUACCUGGAGUCUCUGAUAAAUUUUUAUAUUUUAACGACGAUGUCAUGUUAGGUGCCGAAAUCUGGCCGGAGGACUUUGUAACUCAAGCAGGUGGACAAAAAAUAUACCUGGCAUGGUGGGUUCCUGAUUGUUCUGAAAUCUGUCCAUGGGCAUGGGUCGGCGAUGGAUCAUGUGACUAUGCUUGUAAUACAACAUUAUGCGAAUUUGAUGGCGGAGACUGUCAAACGACUGAUGCACCUAUAGAUAGCGAGAUAAUGGAAGAGGAAGAUGAUUAUCCUUACAAGUAUCUGCAAGAUUCUCGUGAAAAUAAUGAGUUGAAACUAUUAAAUAUAUUACGCAAAAAAAACGUUGCUUACUCCUCGCAAAAAAAUGCAUACAGAGUAUCCAAAAUACAAACAUUGCAUUCGUAUAAUUUUAAUAUUUCUUCUAAGUCAAUCUAUAAGUUUCACAAUCUCGGAAAUAGCAGUUCUAGGGAAUUACAAGCACAUAGUACAAAAUUUGACAAAAAGGAUUAUAAAUCUACAAGAGAUUUUAGACCUGUAUAUUCCAAAUUUUUACAUGCAAACACUUCGAACAAAACUGCAUAUCAUACCAAACAAUUGAAACAUUAUCGUAAUAUCAUGAAUAGGGCACAGUCCAACAAUUCAGUUAAAUUCAACAAAUUUACAUAUCCCAAUCAUUGGAAACGUAAUGCACGAGGUUUGGACACUUAUGCUGAGUCUUUGCUAUAUGUUAAUAAGAUAUAUAAUGCAGCUUAUGGCCUCGAACGAAGAAGAGUGCCAGCACACAUGCCACACUUGAUAGAUAAAUGGAUCGUAAACAGUAUGCAAGAGAAAUUUGAGUCAGAAUUUAAGAAAACAUCUAGUCAUAAAGUGAGAGAUUCCGAAGACAUGCAAUUUGCAUUUUCUUAUUUUUACUUUUUAUCUAGUGAAAAACGAAAGGUAUCUGUCGGGGAGAUGUUCGACAUAUUUGACACUGAUAAAUCACGAACUUGGUCAGACAGAGAAAUAAGGACGCUUCUGUCAAGAUUAUACCCAUUGCCGCUCGAUUAUAAUUUAAUUAUGGAAUUCGAAAGUGAGAUAAUAAAUUGUUCACAUCGCAUAAAUCUACCAAAACUUAUUGAGAUUCCAGCCGAAGAAAGAUACCUAGAUUCUACUCUCCCGAUAGUUUCUAAAGAAUUGAUAUUGAACUGUGAAACAGUUUUUAGAAAAAUGCAAUCAAAAUUUAGCAAAAGUAAUCAUUAUCCGCAUGAAAUAAUAAAAGCUGGAAAAAAUGAAAUUUUCGAGAUGUUGACCAGCAACGUUUCCUUAACGGUACAAUUGCUCGAUGAAAUUCGGAGAGAUCCCAAGAAGUUUAUCUGUUUGAACGAUGACAUGGACCCCAUUAGACGUUCUGAGAACGAAAUUGUUCGCGCUUUGUUAAACGAUUUUUAUCGUUCGCUGUAUCCGCUGCGAAGUACUUUCGAAUUACCGUCGCAAUAUCGAAAUCGUUUCUCUCAUCUACACAAACUCCUUGAAUGGAGAACAAAUCGUGCUAAAGCUAGAAACUUGUUACUGUGCCUUCUAGCGUUGCUCCUUAUGCUUACAUUCUAUCAUGUACUCUAUCAUCAUAUGCGCAGAUUGUGCAGAACUCGAGAAUUAUCUACAUUUCUUGUGUGA